AUGCCCCCGGUCGAGGUCGACUACAAGUCGAAGGGCCGGACGGAGAAGAUCCUGGACGACAUGAACGCCUACGUCACUGGACCAGAGACCUCGGAGAAAGUUAUUGUCGGCAUUUACGAUGUGUUCGGUUGCUGGUCGACCACCGAACAGGGUGCUGACAUUUUGGCUCAGUUGACUGGUAUGAAGGUCGUUCUGCCGGACUUUUUCCGUGGUGAGCCGCUGCCGAACGAUUCGUUCCCGAUGGACACGCCGGAGAAGCAGCAGAUUGUCAAUAAUUUCCUGGGUACCAAGGGUAACCCAAUGACUGUUAAGGGUGACCUUAUGCAGGUCAGUCAGAAGCUGAAGGCAAAUGGUGCCAAGAGCAUUGGUGUCUAUGGCCUCUGCUGGGGCUCGAAGCCAGCCACCUUGGCAUGCUCCGAGAAGGAGACGCCCUUUGCUGCCAUUGCACAGCUCCACCCUUCUCUCCUGGAUGCGAAGGACGCCUCUGCCCUGCAGGUGCCUAUGGCUUCGCUCACCUCGAAGGACGAGCCGGAGGAACUCAUGAAGGACUUCUACGCUAACCUUAAGGCUAACAGCGCCAUUGCUUCGCGCUGCAUUGACCACCACUAUCCAGACAUCCCUCACGGCUUUGCUGGUUCGCGUGCCAACCUGAAGGACCAAGCCAACCUUGAAGCUUACAAGGAUGCGUACCAGCGCACUGCCAAGUUCUUUGUUGAUGUGCUGUAA
This is a messenger RNA of Malassezia pachydermatis, 726 nucleotides long. Its product is annotated as dienelactone hydrolase. Gene Ontology annotation, molecular function: hydrolase activity. Lineage: Eukaryota; Fungi; Basidiomycota; Malasseziomycetes; Malasseziales; Malasseziaceae. The record is from RefSeq and is a predicted model, not a curated record. The coding region runs from base 1 to 726 and encodes 241 amino acids. The transcript has a single exon.